CCACCCAAGUCCCAAACCAACCCUAAUCAAUUUUUCUUGGAUAGAGAUACAGCUGUCGACGCCUCUCUCCCCCACUUCACUGCUGAAUGCCGAGACUGCCGGCAGCCCAGUCGGAGACAACCCUUCCCUCUCCCCAGUCGGCGUCGGCGACAUCUCCUUUCUCUCCUCAGUCGACGACAACUCUUCCCUCUCCCCAGUUGGCGACAACUCCUUUCCCUCUCUUCCCAGUUGGCGUUUCUUUCUUUCGUUGAAUCGGUUAUUCUAGUAAUCAAGAUUUGACUGGAACUCUCUUCAGGCUUCAGUCCCAUCUGGUUCUGUCUCUAUCCCCUCACUAGAAGCACCAGAAUAUUCAUCUGAAUCAUCAAAUUUUGUAUCUGAUGCCUUAUUCAUAUAUGGAGGCAUCCCUUUCAUGGAUGGAUCAAUGAUUUCAUCUGUUUGACCAAUAACCAAGAUUAGGCACCAAUUAUAUUGUUUAAUAGCACAACCUUACAAGAAUAGAAGAAAAUAGUGCCAUGCACCAUCAAGGUAGCUGAUGAUGAUUCUAAAUGGGUGUGCCUCGCCUCCUGCUGCUGGGUGUGCUUUUACAAACACCAGGACAUGUAAACCCAUGCAUAGUAGCCUGUUAUCUGCAUGUGUUCCUCGAUCGACUCCCAAGGCUGCAUUCUUAAAUAUCAGGAGUUCAUUGUCUUCAGUUCAAGAUCUUACAUCUAAAUCCCGAUCAUGUAGAGGUUUGCCAUUAUUGCACCUUUCUUCUUCGUCAACCCCACUCUUAAGUGGUGAUCAAGGUAGAAUUUGGCACACUAUUCCCUCAUUACCAAGGCAACGAAAAUCAUAUGAGUGCCCUCGAGCAUCAAAAGAUGUCCCUUCCAGUUUUCGCUAUCCUCCAAUGACCAAGAAGCCAAGAUGGUGGUGGAGGACUUUAGCAUGUCUCCCUUAUUUGAUGCCUCUUCAUGAGACAUGGAUGUAUGCUGAGACAGCAUAUCACCUGCACCCAUUCCUUGAAGACUUUGAAUUUUUGACAUACCCAUUCCUUGGAGCAAUUGGCAGUUUGCCAAGCUGGUCCCUGAUGGCAUAUUUCUUUGUUGCGUAUCUUGGAAUUGUGAGGAGGAAGGAAUGGCCACACUUUUUCAGAUUUCAUGUAGUGAUGGGCAUGUUGUUGGAGAUUGGUCUCCAAGUGAUAGGGACUGGGACCCGUUUUCUGCCACAUGGUUUUUACUGGGGUAAACUAGGCAUGCAUUUUUGGACAGCGUUUGCAUUUGCUUUCCUUUUUACGGUCUUGGAGUGCAUACGGUGUGCUCUUGCUGGUAUGUAUGCUGAUGUCCCUUUUGCCUCUGAUGCAGCAUACAUCCAAAUCCCUUAUGAUUAAGAAGUAUAAGAACAAAAAGUAGUGAGUUCUUUCAAUUUUCUGUUUGCGUUGGAAACUUCUUGAGCUGAAUGACUGGGGAAGUUCUGUUCCAAAUCUUUCUUGUUAUUACUGUAUGAAUGUCGCUUUGAAGGUUUAUAACAUCCCCGUGAUCUUGCAA
Molecule: messenger RNA, 1523 nt
Organism: Manihot esculenta (cassava)
Lineage: Eukaryota; Viridiplantae; Streptophyta; Magnoliopsida; Malpighiales; Euphorbiaceae
Product: protein TIC 20-I, chloroplastic
Exons: 4
Coding region: 533-1366 (277 amino acids)
Source: RefSeq, a predicted model, not a curated record